Messenger RNA from Acanthosepion pharaonis, 771 nucleotides. The record is from the annotation of a GenBank genome assembly. Lineage: Eukaryota; Metazoa; Mollusca; Cephalopoda; Sepiida; Sepiidae.
AUGAGACUCAAAUCGUGCAAGUUGAAGCUGGGCCUAGAAUAUCAUUUCAUCAACCACUCGUUCUCUCUCUCUCUCUCUCUCUCUCUCGCUUUCUUUUUCUUUCUUUCUUUCUUUCUUUCUUUCUUUCUUUCUUUCUUUCUUUCUUUCUUUCUCCCACUCUUCUUUCUUUCUUUCUUUCUUUCUUUCUUUCUUUCUUUCUUUCUUUCUUCCUUCCUUCCUUCCUUCCUUCCUUCCUCACUAAAAUCAACGCCUCUCUCUCUCUCUCUCUCUCUCUCUCUCUCUCUCUCUCACUCGCUUUCGUACCUUUCUCCAACCUUCUCUUUUUCCUCUCUCCGUCUCACUUUCGCAUCUGACGCUACCAUUCUCUCUUUCCCACUCUCCCCAUCUCAUUUUCGCACCUCUCUCCAUCCAUAUCAUUUUUCCACUCUAUAUAUUAAUUUCGCAAGUCUCUACAUUUUUCUUUCUUUUUUUUUCUCACAAACUCUCUUUCCCAACUCUUUCCACACUUCUCUUUUUCACUCUCUCUAUCUCUCGUAUAUCUAUUACUUUCCUAUUGACUAUAUUAUCUAUCUGAAAUCUAGUAAAUAUAUCUGUCUACCUAUCUAUAUUUGUAUAUGUGUGUAUGUGAGAGAGAGUAAACCUCUCUAUCGUAAUCUGGUUAUAAUUGUCUAUCUAUCUAUCUAUCUAUCUAUCUAUCUAUCUAUCUAUCUAUCUAUCUAUCUAUUAUCUAUCUAUCUAUCUAUCGAUCUAUCUAUCUAUCUAUUUUUUUAA